AUGAAUCUUAUGAAUAUGGGUCGUGAACAAUUGGAAAAUGGAGGAUUAGAUAGUAUGCUUAAACAAGUGGGCAUCAAUGAUAUAGGUUCAUUUGUAAGUCAAUUUCGAAGUAAAGCAACUCAAGAAGGGGCAGCAGCUGGUGCAAGUAGUGGCGGACAAUCAGAUUUAAUGUCUAUGGGAUCAUCAUUUCUUAAUCAAAUGGGUGGCAGUAGUGGAAAAAAGCAAAGUGGUGGUGGUGGUGGUGGUGAUUUAAUUGGUGGGGCAAUGAGUGCUUAUAAAAUGUUUUCUGGCAACAAGGGUAGCAGUGGUGGUGCAGCACAAGGUGCUAGUAGUGGUGGUGGUUCUGGUGAUUUAAUUAGUGGAGCAAUGAAUGCUUACAAAAUGUUCUCAGGUGGAAAAGGAACAAGUGGAAGUAGUGGAAGUAGUAGUAGUAGUGGCGGUGGCGGUCUUUUUGAUAGUAUUAGUGGUGCAGUUGGAAAUGCUCAACAAAUGCAAGGUUUACUUAAAUCAUUGGAUAAAAAUGGUGAUGGUAAAAUAAAUAUUGAUGAUAUUCAACUUAUUCUUCAAGGAUUAGGAUUGGGAUCUGUUUCACCAUAUAUAUCGAAAGCUUUAUUUAAAGCAGUUGAUCGAAAUGGUAAUGGUGAACUUGAUUUAACUGAUGUGAUGGCAUUAGCUGCAAUAGUUAGUAAACUUCAAGGUCGAUUUGGUUCAGGUGCACAACCAGUUCCUCAAAAUUAA
Messenger RNA from Adineta steineri, 738 nucleotides. NCBI's taxonomy places the organism in Eukaryota, Metazoa, Rotifera, Eurotatoria, Adinetida, Adinetidae. The record is from the annotation of a GenBank genome assembly.